Trichosurus vulpecula (common brushtail) is the source of this 1754-nucleotide messenger RNA. RefSeq names its product DLA class II histocompatibility antigen, DR-1 beta chain-like. Bases 65 to 859 code for a protein of 264 amino acids. NCBI's taxonomy places the organism in Eukaryota, Metazoa, Chordata, Mammalia, Diprotodontia, Phalangeridae. The transcript is spliced from 6 exons. The record is from RefSeq and is a predicted model, not a curated record. Gene Ontology annotation, biological process: antigen processing and presentation of exogenous peptide antigen via MHC class II; peptide antigen assembly with MHC class II protein complex; immune response. Gene Ontology annotation, cellular component: MHC class II protein complex; membrane. Gene Ontology annotation, molecular function: MHC class II protein complex binding.
GCCAUCCUGACUGUUAUAUCUCUCUGGGUUCAUCUUGUCUCUCUGGCUUCAUCUUAUCUCCAGGAUGGUGUGCGUCUUGCUCCCCGUUGGCUUCUGGAUACAAGUGCUGGCUAUGACUCUGUUGGUGCUGAAUUCCCAUGUGGCUGCAGGCAGACACACCCCAGAGCAUUUCACUGAACAGGCAAAGGCCGAGUGUCACUUUGUGAACGGGGUGGAGCACGUGCGGUUUGUGGUGAGAGUCAUCUACAAUCGGGAGGAGAUUGUGCGCUUCGACAGCGACAUGGGGGAAUUUGUGGCUGUGAAGGAGCUGGGGCGGAGGAUUGCUGAGCAUUGGAACAGCCAGAAGGAGAUUCUGGAGAACACACGGGCCUCAGUGGACACAUUGUGCAGGCACAAUUACGAGUUAUCUGAGCCAAUGUUACUGCGCAGGAGCGUUAAGCCCGAGGUGACUGUGUAUCCAUCAAAGAGGGCUCCCCUGGGACACCACAACCUGCUUGUCUGCUCUGUCAACAGUUUCUAUCCUGGGGACAUUGAGGUCAGGUGGUUUCUGAAUGGGCAGGAGGAGACAGCUGGGGUUGUGUCCACAGGCCUGAUCAGCAAUGGAGACUGGACCUAUCAGAUCCUGGUGAUGCUGGAAAUGACCCCCAAGCAUGGAGAUAUCUAUACCUGCCAAGUGGAGCACUCCAGCCUUCAGAGACCUGUCAUCUUGGACUGGAAAGCACAGUCUCAAUCUGCCCAGAAUAAGAUGCUGAGUGGCGUCGGGGGCCUUGUGCUGGGGCUGAUCUUCUUUGGGGUUGGCCUCAUUGUCUACAAGAGGAGUAAAAAAGGAAAUCAGGUUCUCAACCAACAGAGCUCCUGAACUGAUCCCUGAACUUGUGUCCCCUCAGCCUCAGUCCCAUGUUUGGAGACCGCUGCUUGUGACCAGAUCUCCAGGACAUUUAGCCCUACUGACCCUUCCCUGGAAUAGCUCCUUUCCUGUACCUUUCACUUUGUCUAGACUCUUGGCAUUUCAUCAACAGAGCGUCAAUAACUCUCUCCACCCUCCUUUGUUUCUGUACCUUUUUUAAAAUUCAUUUUUGACCCUUGGGCCUUCACCCUAGUAAUUAGAAAACUGAGAAUCAAGUGGUACUUGGUGAAUCUGUCAAAGUGUGAAAUGCCUCCAGAGGUGAAGACUGCAAGCCACCCACACCUUUUCAUUCUAGGUGCCUCUUGUCCAUUUUCUUCCAUGAUUCCUGCAGAGGUUGAGUAACUAGCCUGCUGGUGGCCUUCCUCUACAUUUCUUGGUAUUACAUAGAUACCAAUGGCCCUCGCAGGCUGUCUCCCCAGAAAUCCUUAGCUUUCCCUCUGUAAUGCCCCCCCCCCAUUCUGAUGAUACAUCUCUCUGAUGGCUUUCCUUCUACCACUUCUGCUCAGUUCUUCUUUGAUGAUAUGCUGUAGCGUAUGCUUGCCUAUGAUGUGCCUCUCCAUUGGGCUUUUAAAAAUUAAAGUCUUAGUAAUACAUUUUGUGUUUAUGUUAUAUUCAUUGCUUAAUAUAGACCUGAUACCCAUUGCCUUUCCUAAUUACAAAAUUUUUACUCAAAAGUUCCAUGAUAACCAUCGCACUGAUCACAUAUAUCCAGCAGUAUAUGCAACAAUAUAUACCCAUAAUCUCCCCUCUUCCAUGAAAUGUUUAUUUUCUCUUCUCUGUGGCCAAGCUUGGUGACUCUAAUUAUAUAACAUCCAGCACCAUUCCCACCCCCACCCCCAUUUUGUAG